CAGCAACUAUUCCUUCAACUCCUCUCUCAUCUUCCUUCUUCAGACAUGAAACCUAGAGAAUAUUGCUGUUGUGCUAUCCCGGUUAUCAAUGCUGGUAUCUAUGCGACCAUGAUUGAACAAUUUCUUGCGGGAAUCUUAGUCGGAAUUCUCUCAAUAUCAACACCACACAUUGUCGGAUCCGCUAUGCCGUCUUUUGCGGCUUUAGUCUUAGCAAUUGUCUGCUUCGUCAUGGCUGGUUUACAAGUUCUUGCUGUUAUUGGUGUGGCUAGGGAAAAACCCACACUAUUCCGUCGUUAUCUAACCUUACACAGUAUCGCGAUGUUCGGAGCAUUUGCUGUCGCAGCUGCUUGGAUCAUCAUCUCUGCAACCAAACACUCAACCGCUAAAUCGCGAUGUCUCUCCGACUUCUUUUCCAAUCCGGAUACCGAAUCCCAGGGCGACACAUUGUGCGAGAUAUUUUCUUGGGUGAGUGUUGGGGUUAUGGGGGGACUAUGGGCCGUGCUUGCGAUUAUGCAUGUCUAUCUAUACGUCGUACUUGUUACAUACAGUUCCGAACAGCAGAAGGAUCACAUCAGGUAUAACGCUCUUAAUGAUUCCACCAACGAAAACAUACCCAUGAACGAUCGCAACGACUGGGAUACCCGGCCUUCUCAGGAGUACAUGGAAGGGGAAUAUGCUCACGGAAGGCAGGGCAGUGCCGCCAGUGUGGCCGACAUCAUCAAUCAACCUACGCAUAAUCCUGAAGACGGCUUUUCCAAAACAUACUCUCGUCCAUACCCUCCUGAACGCCAAGUUUCUUCGGGAAGCGCGUUCCAUCCACCGACCAUCGCGUAUACGCAGGAUCCUGGUCCCACUCCCAAAUUUAAUGACGCCUAUUAUAUUGGCAAUCCAACAGCAGGUGUUGGACGUCCUGCACAAGCACAACCUCACCCUGCCGAGGGUUCUUUUGGACGAAAGACUCCACGUUAUGACCCUCGAUAUCAGUACAGUUAUUGAAACGGACUAUUCGUACUAAUUCUCAGGACAGUGCUAUUCACACGUCACGCUAUCUGUAUAUUUAUAUUGUCUUCGAGUCCUAAUCCGUGAUUACUGGGGCUACAUUCUCUUUGGGUGUGAGACAAAAGCGGUG
Messenger RNA from Marasmius oreades (fairy-ring Marasmius), 1129 nucleotides. RefSeq lists its product as uncharacterized. The record is from RefSeq and is a predicted model, not a curated record. The coding region runs from base 46 to 996 and encodes 316 amino acids. The transcript has 5 exons. NCBI's taxonomy places the organism in Eukaryota, Fungi, Basidiomycota, Agaricomycetes, Agaricales, Marasmiaceae.